This is a messenger RNA of Ananas comosus (pineapple), 2069 nucleotides long. RefSeq lists its product as uncharacterized. The coding region runs from base 344 to 1774 and encodes 476 amino acids. The record is from RefSeq and is a predicted model, not a curated record. The transcript has 5 exons. Lineage: Eukaryota; Viridiplantae; Streptophyta; Magnoliopsida; Poales; Bromeliaceae.
UAUUUUUUCUUAUUUCUUUUUUCCUGCUGCUCCUCCCCCUCCUCUGUCUCUCUCUCUUUCUCUCCCCCUUCUAUGGAGGUUCACUGAGAAGAUACCAUAAUAUAUAGUACAAAAUCACGCUCUCUCCCUCUCCUCACUCUCUCUCCAGCGACGAUGGUGAUGGGAAAUAGCUGAGCCCCAUUCUCUCUCUCUCUCUCUCUCUCUCUCUUAGGGCUUUCGCCACCCCGCGAUCUCCUCCACCGCGUUCGGCUUUCGAAGGAAACAACAAGGCAAAGUCGAUAACGAGCAGAAAUUUCGUAACUACCCCUGCCAAAGACCUAUUAGACCCAAUAAAUCAAGCCCGAUGGGUUCGAGAUUCCCUGCACACCAACUCAGCAAUGGCCUUUACGUCUCAGGCCGGCCUGAGCAGCCCAAGGAGAAGGCUCCUACAAUGAGCUCCACCGCCAUGCCCUACACUGGCGGAGACAUCAAGAAAUCUGGCGAGCUUGGAAAAAUGUUCGAUCUUCAUGUGGAGAAGUCCCGCAAAUCUGGGCCUCUCACUAAUGCUUCUUCAAGAAACUCGUCCGGACCUAUUCCGCCUGCUGUCUCUCGGUCCAGCUAUUCUGGCUCUCUCUCAUCCUCAGUUCCUGGCACCGGCGGCUCAAACCGACAGAAAUCCAAUUCCGGGCCACUUAACAAGCAUGGGGAACCCGUUAAGAAGUCAUCGGGCCCGCAAUCCGGAGGAGUAACCCCAAUGGCCCGCCAGAACUCUGGCCCGCUCACGCCGGUGCUCCCUACUACCGGGCUCAUCACUUCAGGUCCUAUUUCCUCGGGUCCACUGAACUCAUCUGGGGCCCCUCGAAAAGUAUCUGGGCCAUUGGAUUCGACUGGGUCAAUGAAGCUGCAUAGCACUACCUCCUUUGCGCAUAAUCAGGCCGUCACUAAUCUCAGCCAGGUGGAAGACGGUUACUCAUUCAAGGGGAGCUUUCCAAAGCCAAUGCUCUAUGCUAUUAUUCUGCUGUUUGUAAUGGGGUUCAUUGCGGGUGGCUUCAUCCUGGGUGCGGUUCACAACGCCAUUCUUCUUAUUGUCAUCGUGGUUAUCUUUGCUGCUGUUGCUGCACUUUUCAUCUAUAAUAUUUGCUCAGGAAAAAGAGCAAUUAUAGGGUUUAUCGGCCAUUACCCCGAUGCUGAGCUUAGAACUGCAAAGGACGGGCAGUAUGUAAAAGUUUCUGGGGUUGUUACAUGUGGAAAUGUUCCCCUUGAAUCAUCAUUUCAAAAGGUACCCAGGUGUGUGUACACGUCCACUAGCCUAUAUGAGUACAGGGGUUGGGACUCAAAGGCCGCCAAUACUCAGCAUCGCCGCUUUACUUGGGGGCUAAGGUCAAUGGAGCGCCAUGUGGUUGACUUUUACAUCUCCGACUUCCAAUCUGGCUUGCGAGCCUUGGUCAAGACAGGCUAUGGUGCUAGGGUGACACCAUAUGUUGAUGAAUCUAUUGUUGUCGACGUCAACCCCGACAACAAGGACAUGUCUCCUGAAUUUCUUCGGUGGCUGCGGGAGAGAAACCUUUCUAGCGAUGAUCGGAUAAUGCGCCUGAAAGAAGGGUACAUCAAAGAGGGAAGCACUGUGAGUGUGAUGGGUGUCGUCCAGAGGAACGAAAAUGUUUUAAUGAUAGUCCCUCCAUCCGAGCCUUUCUCCACUGGUUGCCAGUGGGCCAAAUGCAUACUUCCCGCGAGCCUCGAGGGGAUCGUCUUGAGAUGCGAAGACACCUCGAAGAUCGAUGUCAUACCCGUGUAGCAGAUAUCGCAGUCAACAUUGGAGUCAGAUAUAUGUGUGAAAAUGAUGGUGGUGGUUUUAUGAUCUAGUAUAAGAUCCAGUCGGUUUGGUGAUUGUAUAGUCUUUUUAUGUAAUUUCCCCCCUUUUUUCGUUUAUUUAAGCUUGGGUACUUUUGUAACAUGGGUGGCGGGCUUUAUCGGUUAUAGCUGAGGAAAUUAUGUGGUGGUUGAAAGGAACAUCAGUGGAAUUAACUGUUUCUGUUUAGAAAAUAUUUUGAGUGAAGUUUGGUUUGUUGGGAUGUUUUUCGUGAUGAUUA